This is a messenger RNA of Clupea harengus (Atlantic herring), 1526 nucleotides long. RefSeq names its product guanylyl cyclase-activating protein 2-like. Gene Ontology annotation, biological process: visual perception. The record is from RefSeq and is a predicted model, not a curated record. Lineage: Eukaryota; Metazoa; Chordata; Actinopteri; Clupeiformes; Clupeidae. Gene Ontology annotation, molecular function: calcium sensitive guanylate cyclase activator activity; calcium ion binding. Gene Ontology annotation, cellular component: cone photoreceptor outer segment; photoreceptor inner segment.
GAGGAAGACCGUAUCAAUAGAGGUUCUGCUGCCAAGCGCAUGGUGACCAGCAUCAUCUCUGCAGCUCUUUUUCUUUUUCUCCUUAAACGUUUGAGCUAGUUUCAGACAAAAUGGGACAAGGGGAGAGUGCGGAGCAUGAGGAGGUAGACCUUGUGCUUAUUCAGGACCUGAGUCUUAAGUUUAUGAAGGAAUGCCCGAGUGGAGCCUUACACUUACACGAGUUCAAACGGAUCUUUGGAGUGCAGAGUACGUCUGAAGAGGAGACCAUCUACAUUGAGACCAUAUUCCACUCCUUUGACACAAACAGGGACAACAAAUUAGACUUCAUGGAAUACAUAGCAGCAUUGCAUCUUGUACUCCGGGGACGGCUGGAAGACAGACUGAAGUGGUCAUUUAAAAUGUAUGAUACAGAUGGAAAUGGCCGCCUUGACCGUCAAGAAAUCAAACACAUCAUUAAGAUAAUUUGCAAAAUGAAGACCAAGAACACAGAUACUCACAUGACUCCUAACGAAAUGUGUGACAGAAUAUUUGAACUUGUCGAUGAGAACCACGAUGGUCAAAUAUCACUGGCAGAGUUCAUGGAAGGUGCCCAGAAGGACGAGUGGUUGAUGGAAAUGUUGAAACUGGAUUUUAACGCGAGUGGAUGGGUCAAUCAGAACUGGGUGAAAAAAACACCAUGACACAAGGAUAUAUCUAACUUUUGGAAUUUGAAUUGAGUCAUCUGUAUUGAUGGAAUCAAUCUAUCAGGAGACGGAAAUGUCUUUUUCCAGCUUUCCCGCACAAGGGUGUGUUAUUGUCAGCGCUGUUACAAAUAUGGAGGACUUCACAUAAGAGUGGCAGGAAAUUGUACAGAUUUGUGAGACCUGACUCUUUUUCUGCGAUGAUGGAUGUGACACUGACUGGAAAACCUGACACGUGACACCUGCCUUCAACACUUUGCACAGAUUGUGUAACUUAUGUCCCAAUGUCCAUCAAGAUGGGACUUGUGUGUUAUGGCUGUGCACAUUGGUACUCAACAUGCUGUGUGGCAGUACUUAAUCUUAUGAACUGGACCAUUCAGACUGUUGCUCUUUUGGCGCUUUUGCUUGACCAUUCCUGUUUGCAUCAAAGGAUGGAGAAAGAUCUGCUUUGCUUUGUGCUAAUGUUUGAUAUAGCAUUGACUGACAUACCAAUUAAUCACUAUGCAUUUAUAAGGAACUGUUGCACUUCAGGCUAUAUUUCAUGUUAUUGGACUAAUUUACUUAUACUGUGCAAUUUUGAAUUUUAUUGAAGUUUAUUUUCUGCAUAGAAAGUAUAUAAUAUAUUAUGUAUCAAGCACUGUAAUCAGUAAUAAUCAUAUUGUAACAUGCAAUUAGAAUCAACCCUUUAUUAAUACAAAAUUAACAAAUGUAAUAAUGCUCUGACCACUACAAUCUUGUCAGAACCAAACUUUUGUCAAAACGAUUAGUUGUCGCUUGCCAAGUCAAGAAAACUUCUAAACUUAAUCUUUCAUCGGAAAUAAAUAAAACCAACUUUGACCGAAAAAA